Molecule: messenger RNA, 1122 nt
Organism: Nerophis lumbriciformis (worm pipefish)
Lineage: Eukaryota; Metazoa; Chordata; Actinopteri; Syngnathiformes; Syngnathidae
Gene: spcs3
Product: signal peptidase complex subunit 3
Biological process (GO): protein targeting to ER
Cellular component (GO): membrane; signal peptidase complex
Source: RefSeq, a predicted model, not a curated record
GCCGGUGACAUUUUGACAUUUGUUCAGUGAAUCGCUGUGAACGUUCACAGUUGUGCUCACCAGUUUGACAUUUUGUUUGGAAAACGUUUAGGAAAGAUGAACACCGUUUUGUCGAGAGCGAACUCCCUUUUCGCCUUUUCUCUCAGCGUCAUGGCAGCUUUAACAUUUGGAUGUUUCAUCACCACGGCGUUUAAAGACAGAACAGUUCCUGUGGACGUCCGGGUUUCCAAAGUCAUGCUGAAGAAUGUUGAUGACUUCACUGGACCCAGAGAGCGCAGUGAUCUGGGCUUCAUCACUUUUGACCUCUCCGCUGAUUUGCAGCCUAUUUUUGACUGGAACGUUAAACAGCUCUUUCUGUAUUUGUCAGCGGAGUACACAACAAAAAGCAAUUCUCUGAAUCAGGUUGUACUCUGGGAUAAGAUUGUCCUUCGGGGUGAAAACAACAAACUGAACCUCAAAGACACCAAGUCAAAGUACUUCUUCUUCGAUGAUGGAAACGGGCUGAGGGCCAACAAGAACAUCACUCUGACGCUGUCCUGGAAUGUCGUUCCCAACGCUGGAAUACUACCGCUUGUAGUUGGAAGUGGAUAUGUCAGUAUUCCCUUUCCAGAUAAAUAUGAGACGGCCAAGAGCUAUUAGAAGCAAAGAAAAGACCUACUUCACUCCCAAGCUUUGUAUAAUGACAGGCAUACUGGUAAUGCAUUUUUUACCUCUCACACACUCAUGAAUGGUGUUGGACUUAUUACCAAAACAAGAUAAUAUUAAUACAAAACUCACAAAAUAUUGCAUUGAAUUGAAGUGGAAUACAGGAUGUGUGUAUUUGAUGCAGGUUUUUCUCUGCUCACAAAAAAGGAGACACUCAGCAAGUUUUCAAUGUUUAGUUAUGAAAGUAUCCAGCUUAUUUUCCUCACACACUUGUUUGUGUUUACAACUAAAGCACAGGCAGGAGGCCAUCUUUUUACUUGGAGCAUUAUGAGCCUUUUUUUUUUAAACUUAAAGUUAUUAUGUUACAAACAAAUGUCAAUACAAGUGAAAGAAAAGAAGAAUCACCUUUUAGAUAAGAAUGUUGUUUUCAAAAACUUCUGAAUUGCGUUUAUUUUAUUAAACUGAAAACUGCCUGUG